Messenger RNA from Harpegnathos saltator (Jerdon's jumping ant), 1333 nucleotides. RefSeq names its product odorant receptor 67b-like. Gene Ontology annotation, cellular component: plasma membrane. NCBI's taxonomy places the organism in Eukaryota, Metazoa, Arthropoda, Insecta, Hymenoptera, Formicidae. Gene Ontology annotation, molecular function: olfactory receptor activity; odorant binding. Gene Ontology annotation, biological process: sensory perception of smell; detection of chemical stimulus involved in sensory perception of smell. The coding region runs from base 168 to 1100 and encodes 310 amino acids. The transcript has 10 exons. The record is from RefSeq and is a predicted model, not a curated record.
UUAUAUUUCAUUUUUCUACAACAUAUACCAAAGAUUUACCAAAAGCGCUAACGUCAAUCGUGACCUCGGAAUACACUUCGGAUCUCCUCAUAAAUGUUUCCUCCACCACGUUAUUUUAUAUUACUUUUGUCAUCAAGUAUAGCUCAUUCAGAGUUAAUAUAGAAACUAUGAGGCAUCUAUUGGAACUACUUCAGCGCAUCUACAACGAGCUACGAGAUGAGAAUGAGAUUAAUAUCAUAAAGAAAUAUGGGCAGCUGUCGAGGCGGUACACGGCUGCAAUUAUGACAAUUGCUACGUUUACCAUUAUUCCCAUAAUCACGUAUUUAUUUUGUCCGCUCAUUCUUGAUAUCCUGCGGCCCUUAAAUGAGACUCGACCACAACCCUCGGUGGAAAUCAAAUACUUUGUUAAUAAAAAAAAAUAUUUCUAUCUGAUCAUGCUACACGCAAUAACAGCUUUUAUAGUGGGUGGGCUCGCGAUGAUAUCUACGGGUGCGAUACUCAUAGCAUUUCUGCAGCAUGCCUGCGGAAUGUUUCGAAUCUCCAGCUACCGUAUCGAGCACGCAAUGGCAAUCGGAACCGUACAAAGCGGCAAAGCGGAAAAUAACAAUAUGAUGUACAAGGAUCUAAUUUACGCCGUAGAUAUCCAUCGCAAAGCAAUGCAGUUCUCCGAUAUGACAAUAUCCAAAUUCAAAGUAUCGUUUUUCUUCUUAAUAAUCGCCGGUGUGAUCUGCGGAAGUCUUAAUUUAUUCCGAAUUUUUCAAGCGAUGACAGUCGGAUACAGUAAUGUCGGGAUGUUAUUAAUACCUCUUGUAUUCUUUGUUGCUCAUCUGAUCUAUAUGAUCGUGGGCAACUCUAUCGCGCAAGAUAUCAUGGAUCACAAUAACCACGUAUUCGACACUAUAUACGACGUCCGCUGGUACGUAGCACCUUUGAACGUACAGAAGAUGAUACUAUUCUUAUUGCAAAGAAGUACCAAAGUUUUUAGUCUGAAUAUUGGCGGGAUAAUCGUAGGUUCGUUAGAAAACGCCGUCACGAUAUUCAGCACCUCGUUAUCUUACUUCACCUUUCUUUACUCCACAUGGGACAAACGCGAGAUAUAAUACGAAAUAGGAUGAAUGUUAGCGGAAGGAGCUUAGGUACGUUAACGUUCUCGCAAGGAAAGGUCAAAGGGCAGCUCUUCAUAAAGAAGCUAACAAUGACAAAUGUCCUCUUUAUAUAUUUUGCGAUCUCAAAGAUAUAUAGAAAUUAGAAAUAUAGAAAUUAGAAAAUUAAAAAUAUUGUAAACGACCUAUAAACAUACAAGAAAACUUAUAAAACACUUGUAAAAAAAAUA